This is a messenger RNA of Tripterygium wilfordii, 1840 nucleotides long. RefSeq names its product GDP-Man:Man(3)GlcNAc(2)-PP-Dol alpha-1,2-mannosyltransferase-like. The record is from RefSeq and is a predicted model, not a curated record. Gene Ontology annotation, cellular component: endoplasmic reticulum membrane. Gene Ontology annotation, molecular function: GDP-Man:Man(3)GlcNAc(2)-PP-Dol alpha-1,2-mannosyltransferase activity. The transcript is spliced from 7 exons. Gene Ontology annotation, biological process: protein N-linked glycosylation. Lineage: Eukaryota; Viridiplantae; Streptophyta; Magnoliopsida; Celastrales; Celastraceae. Bases 137 to 1522 code for a protein of 461 amino acids.
UGAGGUAAGUUUCACGGUUGUCGUGUCUGAGCGCAGUUGAAUUAAGCAGGAAACCAGUCCACCAAAUUGUGUUUUACUCCGCCAUUGAUAUUUCACUCAAUUUCGAUCUAAAACCCUCGAAAUCUUUUGUAUUGUGAUGGGAAACGGGGCUCUCGUAUGGAUUACAAUCACACCUUUGUUGGUCUGGAUCCUGACCUUCGUUUCGCACAUCAUCAAUUGCAGAAGAAACAGGAAGAGGGUGGUUGGUUUCUUCCAUCCCUACACCAACGACGGUGGGGGCGGCGAGAGGGUGUUGUGGUGCGCCGUCAAAGCCAUUCAAGAAGAGAGAUCGGAUCUUGACAUUGUUGUCUACACCGGCGAUCUUGAUGCCUCUCCACAGAGCUUAAUCACUCGGGCCAACGAUCGGUUCGGGGUCAGGCUCCUUAGCCCUCCCAUGGUGGUGCAUCUGUAUAAAAGAAAAUGGAUUGAAGAAACCACCUAUCCUCACUUCACCAUGAUUGGUCAAAGCUUGGGUUCAGUCUAUCUUUCAUGGGAAGCUUUAUGCAAUCUUACACCCCUAUAUUACUUUGAUACUAGCGGAUAUGCUUUCACUUAUCCGAUUGCUCGGUUAUUUGGAUGCAAAGUUAUAUGUUACACUCAUUACCCUACAAUCAGUUUAGACAUGAUUUCUCGUGUUCGUGAAAGGAACUCGAUGUACAACAACAACGCCUUAAUUGCUCAAAGCAUUUGGCUAUCACGUUGUAAAAUCAUUUACUAUACAUGCUUUAGCUGGAUGUAUGGAUUUGUGGGAUCUUGUGCACACCUAGCUAUGGUGAAUUCUUCAUGGACGCAUUCUCAUAUUGAAAAGCUUUGGAGAAUUCCUGACCGAAUAAAAAGAGUUUAUCCUCCUUGUGAUACAUCUGGGCUUCAGGCUCUUCCUUUGGAAAGACCAGCCGACCCCCCGAUUAUUGUAUCUGUUGCUCAAUUUCGUCCCGAGAAGGCCCAUGCUGUUCAACUUGAGGCCUUCUCAAUUGCCAUUCAGAAGUUAGCUACUGACUUCCCCAGGCCUAAGCUCCAAUUUGUAGGCAGUUGCCGAAAUAAAUCAGACGAGGAUAGAAUGCAGAAUUUGAAAGACAGAGCCAUUGAUUUGAAGGUGGAUGGAGACGUGGAAUUCUUUAAGAAUGUGAUGUACAGGGACUUGGUGAAACUUUUGGGAGGUGCAGUUGCUGGAAUCCAUUCCAUGGUUGAUGAGCACUUUGGCAUAAGUGUUGUAGAGUAUAUGGCUGCUGGCAGCAUACCAAUUGCUCAUAACUCUGCAGGACCGAAAAUGGACAUUGUUCAAGAAGAAGAUGGACAGCAAACAGGAUUUCUUGCCUCCACGGUAGAGGAGUAUGCAGAUGCCAUUUUGAAAAUAGUAAGGAUGCCGGAGACUGAGAGGCUGAAGAUAGCCGCUUCUGCACGGAUAAGAGCCAGCAGAUUUUCAGAGCAAAGAUUUUAUGAAGAUCUAAAAGCUGCAAUCAGACCGAUUAUGUAUCCGACAUGACAUCCUCGUGAUGAACUGGAAACCUUGUAUAUACCUGUAACUUAGAUGUAUGGACAUCUCUUUCAUCUACUCUUAUCUUCUUAUUUUCCUUUUUCCUUGUGGAUGAUCCACUUUAACAAAUACCCGGAAAGGUAGAUAGAUGAGGGUUUGUUGGUUGACUUGGGUUAACUUGAAUUUUGGGUGUCAAUGUAAUUAGGAAAGCUUAAUUUUGUUGAUGAAUCAGAAGCAGUUUUGGCGCAAGUUUGUGUGUACAACAGUAGAAGUUGAGAUUGGUAAGCUGUAAUACGAGAACUGUAUUUUAUCCAUAUAUUUGUUUUA